Ochlerotatus camptorhynchus is the source of this 10697-nucleotide messenger RNA. It is a transcript of the gene mamo, whose product is annotated as maternal gene required for meiosis. The coding region runs from base 2967 to 6365 and encodes 1132 amino acids. The record is from RefSeq and is a predicted model, not a curated record. Gene Ontology annotation, biological process: regulation of transcription by RNA polymerase II. Lineage: Eukaryota; Metazoa; Arthropoda; Insecta; Diptera; Culicidae. Gene Ontology annotation, molecular function: protein binding. Gene Ontology annotation, cellular component: nucleus. The transcript has 10 exons.
UUUUUCCCUAGCACAGAAACGCAGCGCUGCGUUCUGUGUUCAAACGUCAGUUCAAUACAAGUCGCUGUUCGGCCGCAUCUUACACAAAAUCUUUUCAGUUUUUCCCUAAAUUUCUAAAACAAAAGUAAUGUAACAAAGUCGCCAAUCCAAAAAAAAAUACAAGAAGCCAUAUUUGAAGAAAAAAGCGGAAAAUUCGAAUUCUCGAUCUGAUUAUAACAAAAAAAAGUUUAAAAAACAAAAACAAAAAUUUCUUUGAGUGAGUGUCAUAUUUCAUUACCAACAACCAUCUCUACGCAACUGAAACGUCAUCAACAACAGCUCGAAACGUCAUCGCUAACGUCUCAUCGCUUUCCUUUCGUCAACUUUUUUUUUCCCCAAAACACAAACCGCACGGAAAAGUGGGAGGAGUAGAACCAAUCAAUCUCCUCCGGCGCUCGGUUCAAGCAAAACAACAGCGUAAAAUAGUGCGUGUGACUGACAUACGAAGGCAGUGUUAAAGUGAUCGAUAACAAGUAAGAAAAUUACAACAUCAAAGUGCAGGUGAAGAGCAAUGUUGUCGCCUACUAUUGCUAAGUCGCAGCAGAACUCCGCCUACUACGUCAACAACCGGAACAACAACAACAACAAGAACAACAGCUGCGACGAACGCCGACGAUGGGAUUAUUACAACAGCCAAUAAUGGUGAACACUCCUCCUUGAAGCUCCUCAGAUUUGAGUUUUUUUUUUUCAUUUCCGGCUAGGAAGAAAAACGUCAUUUUUCGGCAAAACAGCAGAAAAACAAACAAACAAACACAAGAAUCAAGCAAGUGCGUCGGAUUUCCGAGUUUCGAGCAGUUGAAACUCAAACCAAGCGAAAAAAAAAAGUUCGAGGUGUGUGAAAUGAUGGGACAAGAUCGGCAGCAGUGACUUUCUCGCCGGCUUUUCGUUCGCAUUUUCGGGAUCCGGAAUUUCUUCGGGUGCGUGUGUGAAAAAUUUCCUCGGGUGCGUGUGCGGUUUGGCGGUGAUCGUCGGUAUUCGUCGUCGUCGUCGCGAGUGCGCGGGAGUGUGUUUGUGUGUGCGUGCGUUCGUUCGUUCGUUCGGUGAUCGAUAAAUUGCAAGAUCGGAUCAGCUUCCAGAUCAGGCAAAAGAGCAAGAGAUAGAGAGAGAACAUAGCGACUAAUUGAUAUAGGAGGUGAAAACAUACCAAGAAGAAGAAGCAAAUUAGAAGAUAAACAAACAGAAGGCUGGGAAGAAGGCAGCGAGAAGUUAUCGUCUGUGCGUGGGUGUUUGUGAUCGCUGUGAUAUCAAGCCACUACUGUCAUUGAUUGCACUACUGCUGCCGCUGCCAGCUCUAAGCCGGGACGACGGUGUUCGUUCUGGACGGCUUACCCGCAAGCAAUAUCCAAACGAACACUCCCCGAACCUUUAUGGAGUGCUGGACGGGUGACGCCCGCUUGGCGAGAUUUUGCGAUUAAGGUAUGGAUCACGAAGCCCCGAAUAGAAGAUCAAUAAUUCACUUCCUCUUCGCAUGCUACUAUUAGAAAAGGUAAUAUCCGUCAUUGACACUGAGAGAAAUUAUUUCCUUAAAUUGGUUAUUGAUGCACUUCAAAAUAACACAAACAAUAAUAGCUUCCGACGAUAUGUUUGCCUAGCAAAUCAUUGCAUGAAAAGUGGCAAUAGAAGAACAUUCGUCAUACUGAAGCUCGUACACACAUUCAACGUAUGAUUCUAGUUUAAAUUUGCCGUCAGUUCAUCAACUCUUUACGUCCUUAAGUAGUACAGUUAUACAAUUGAACUGAACUUGAAUGCAUCUAUUUCAAGGUUAAACUACGCGCACCCAAACAGAAAACGGUUCGGGAAGGGGAGGCGGCACUUACGUAGUUCAGUUCACACUCAGGACGCGUCUCUAAAUUUGGCCAUCCGAGCUAUAGGCAAAACCUUUGAACGAACCGCUGUUGCUGCUGCGCGGGAACACCCGCGGGUCAUCAACACCCUUCUGGCAACGAUCCCUUUCUUUUGUACGCCGCAUUUACUUUCGUUACACAGUCAAAUUGGCGCGCUGCAAUCGAACGAAAGCGAAACCCACAUACACACACAAACACAUGCACGACAUUCGCGACAAUCAAAACAAAAAAACGUUGACAUCUCCGAUAGUCAUCGAUCGGGAAUCGAUCCGUACGUACGCGCGCGGUCAGUUUUUCCUGCGUAAAAGUGUUUAAAAAUUAAUAGAAGUAUAUCUGCCCCAGUUUGUCCGACGAGGGGGCCACCAGAGGCCAUCAUCAGCACUGCCGGUGGUGCAUCGGAAAUUAGUGCAAGUGCGUGCAAGUGGUGAGGGUUUUUCCCUGGAAGUGGAAAGGAACUGAAAUAUUAACAACUGUGGGAAGGUGGACGAAUGCCAGUAGGGAUGUUCCGAUUCGUUUGAAGCUGUUUGACAUUUCCCGGGAGUGAUCACUGCGGUGCGGUUUGUAGGUUAUGUCGGAUGAAGAACAAAGUCAAUGUUCAAUUUCUCGUGGAUGAAAACAGCCUACCGCCCUCCGUUUGCUGAACUUAUCCGUUACUUACCAACUGACGGCGACGACGGGCUGCGGUUUAGGAACAUUUACGCCAAAGUUAAUUGAAGCAGCGAACCAUGCCACCGGGUUCAAACGAAAAACCUGUCUAGGUAGACCCCCCCCUCCGCAUCCACCGCUGUGUACAUGUGUAUGAAAUUAAAGUCGGUGCAUUAAUAAUUGAAGUUGGUGCGGGCGUGAGUCGGGCCGCUGCGAUAGUUUUUCCGCUUCUUAUCCGUUUCACUUUUAAUUAAACCACCCACGCCAAUCGAGCGACCAACUAACCAACCGGACCCACCCACCCACGCAUCGCAGUACGGGGACGGGAAUCGACAAUCUCCUCCUGUGCGGACAGUUGACGACGCCGACGACGCUUCCGGAGAAGCCACCGCGUUUGCCGGAGAAGUCAGCCAGCCAGCAGCGUAAGCUGUCACCGACAUGGGCAGUGAGCAUUACUGCUUGAGGUGGCACAAUCAUCAAUCCAACCUGUUAGGGGUGUUUAGCCAAUUGCUGCAGGACGAGAGUCUGGUGGACGUAACACUAGCUUGCUCAGAGGGCGCCUCCAUCAGAGCCCACAAGGUUGUUCUCUCGGCCUGUUCCUCGUACUUCCAGACGCUGUUUCUCGACCAUCCCACCCAGCACCCAAUCGUGAUCCUGAAGGACGUCCCGUUCGCCGAGCUCCGCACGCUGGUCGACUUCAUGUACAAGGGCGAGGUGAAUGUCGAGUACUGCCAGCUGUCGGCGCUGCUCAAGACGGCCGAGUCGCUAAAGGUCAAAGGUCUGGCAGAGAUGACCAACCAGAACACCGCCCUGGCCGAACCGAAACGCGAACCGGAACGUCUAAGGCCACAGAGUCACAGUAGUGCCGCCGCCGCAACUGCCACCAGUCUGACAUCGGCUUCAUCUCCGGUAUCGUCGGCACCGACGGCAGCGACCAACACCGGAGGUAACAGUGCAGCGGCCGUUUCCCCACACAACCAUCACCAUCAGCUCCACCCGCACCAUCCCGCCCUCGGUUCACCGACGAGCAAUGCUGCAGCGGUGGCCGCAGCGGCCGCCUCCCUUGGCAUCACCGACCUGUCGACGAUAGGGAAAUCCCGCGGACUGGAUCCGGACGGGAGAAGCCCUUCGCCGUCGCGGCUGGACCGGUCAUCAUCACCACCCCGUACCCCUCUAGCGCUGUAUACACCCCUUAGAAAAAAUCGUGAUCAUACUCAUAGCGGUUCGGUAUCCUCAUCGGCAACUACUACCAUCACAACGGCAGCUGCGGAGCGUUCCUCGGAAGAACGGGAACUGUCGGACCACCACCACCUGCAUCAGCAGCAACAACACCUGCGACCUCGCUCGAACAGCGGCAAUGCCUUCAGCAGUAGUUUCAACAGUACUUCCGAAGGGUUAAGUAACAACAACAACAACAACAACAAUGCUGGAAGCGGGAACGAUGACGAUGACGACGAAGAUAACGAAGAAAACGGAAGUAUGCUGGCGCACGAACCGGGAACUACGAACAGCGAGCAGGAUCAGAUGAUGCAGCACUGCCACCAACGGUCUAGUGUGGAUGACGACGGACGACGCAGCAGUUCUAUGGCUACCAACAUCAACAACAAUAACAACAACAAUUCGGAUGAUGAGUACGAACCGCCGAUCAAGAUCAAGAGUGAAGUCGAAUUUUCCCCCCUCUCAGGGCUGAACAUGACGAUCAACUCGCCUGCGUGCCUAGCAAACUCGACGACCAGCGGGCUGGUAGUAAACUCCUCGAUCGGUGAGCUGAGGCCCUCGUCGCGCGACAGCGGUCGAGGCGGCGGGACGCCGGUGGCGUGCAGCUCGACGACUACAGCGCUCAACAGUGCUGCUGGCGGUGGUGCUAUGAUGGGUGGGAACGGAAGUGCGCUUGGUGGAGGACUGGACCGAAGCUCGCCCCGCUCGCAGCGGGAUCGAAGCGAACGGAGUACAUUCGGCAGCGGUGGGAUACCGAGUCCGCUGUCCGAACCGAUCGCCGGACCAUCCGGGAUGGGACCGGUGCAGCAGGUUCCACUGUCCUUGAAAAAGGAAAUCGACUGGGACCGAGGGGACGACAAGUCCUCCGGUGACAGUUCCCUGGACUUUCGGCACCCGCACGAUUCGAAUCACCUGAACCAUUUCUUUUCGGUGGCAGGAGGAAACUACUCCCGUGCAACCGGUAUCAAGUCGGCCCCGGCAUCGGCGGCGGCGGCAGCGGCAGCAGCAGCAGCAACACCGGCGACCAGUAUCAUCGGAUUUCCCGGAGCGGCGGUCGGUGCCAUCCCGUUCGUGUUUCCAUUUGCCCCGCUCGGGCUGGGCCUGUUCGAUACGGACCCGAAACGGAUUCUCAACCUACUGCACCACCAGUCGGCACUGGCCGAGGAAGCACUGAGAUAUCGCAACCUGCUGCUCGGAACCCAUGGCCCGGACCGUGAACCACUGAAUCUUCAAGCGGCCAUGGCGGCGGCGGCAGCGGCAGCAGCAUCAGCCACAUCCUCCAAAACCUCCAUCCACAGCAGCAAACAGGACGACGAACAACCCUCCACAUCACGCCGAUCGGAAAGCUCUUCCAGUGCCAGCACCGCUAGCACCACCAUCACAUCACCCCCACCGAAAAGUGACAUGAUCCGGGUACGGGAUGGACUCACCAAGGACGGUUUCCACAACGGCAUAGAGCUGUUGCUCCGCAAACCGUCGACGAUAGCGCUAGACGAAGGAGCGUGCAGUCCUGCGGAUCUCUCGCUGUACUCUUCGCUGAUGAAGGCUUCCAGUUCACCGGUCGCCGAACCGGUUGGCAACCCGGGAGGCGUCCAGGAUACCAAGUGCCACAUCUGCAUGGCAAACUUCCCUUCGGUUUGGCUGCUGGAGCAGCACUCAGCCCUGCAGCAUCCACAUCUGACGAUCCAUGACGAUAAACCGUAUCUGUGUGGACUAUGUGGACAGAAGAGUCGGUAUACGUGCUGCCGUUAUAGGACGGUGCUGUCGAAGCAUCGGGAACAGGGCAGCCGUAGUCGUGUGCCGGGCGAUAAGCUGUUCACGUGCGAUGUCUGCGGAAUGCAGUUCCGAUAUCUGAAGUCUUUCAAGAAGCAUCGGUUGAAUCAUGCAUUGGAGAGACUGCACGGGAAGAAGGACAAGGGAGGGGAAAGCGAACAGGUUUCCAGCACUAACGAAAGUGAUAGCGUAGAUUUGCGGGGCUUGAUUCGGGAUGAUGAGAACAUGAGUGAUAAUGACGAGCAAGAUGAUACGGUCGAUUCGAUGAAUGUGGCGACGGGUACGGAUGGUCCGAGGGAGUUUGUUGUCGAUGAAGGACAGGGAAAGAUUAGUAGCUCGAUGAUGGAACGUGCUGUAUCGGAGUUUGAGUUUAAGAAGUAUCAAUCCGCCCAUCGUAUGGAAGCCGAGUCCAGCAGUAGCAGCAAUAGCAUUCCGUCUACUUCGUCUUCGCUCAAUCAGACGUUGAACAGUCUAAUCAACGCUGAGUCCAUUCCACAUCACCAUUUGCUGGGUUUGAACCCGCAGGAGCAGUCCAUAUUGAAUUUCCUGCGCGUGGAUGCGGCUGAGAAGAACCGGGAUCGACGCUUUGCAUGUCCAUUCUGUGGAAAAUGCGUUCGCUCCAAGGAGAAUCUCAAGCUGCACGUUCGUAAGCAUACCGGCGAACGGCCGUUCGUUUGUCUGUUCUGUGGACGGGCGUUCGGAGGUAAGUCUGACCUGACCAGACAUCUGCGCAUCCACACCGGCGAGCGCCCGUAUCACUGCGAAGCGUGCGGCAAGUGCUUUGCCCGGGCAGACUACCUGUCCAAGCAUCUGACCACUCACGUGCACAACACCUCGCCCCGCUGAGAGGAGGGCCGGCGGAGGAGACGGAUGGUCCUCUGUCGGAAGUGAGAUACUUCGGGAAACGCAAGGCAGCGAACGGGAAUUGACGCGAUGAUCGAUGAUUUUGAAGAGAACUCUCAUCCACACUCACACUAACACAAGCACAUACACACACACACACACGAGUACAGUACAGAGUGUUUACAACUACAAAAGUGACAGCAAACAAAGCAAUAAUUCACCGAAAUGACUGCACACAAAGUAAGAAACAAAUGUAGAUUUUUAUCGAUGUCUUAUUUCACACACAACAAAAAAGAAAAACAAUGGAUAUAACCCUUUAACUUUAGUGAAUGCAAAGCAAAACCAAACACUGAAACAAGAAACUCAACGAAGCAAGUCAAGCAAGCAGCGGCAGCUGCGAAGAGAAAUAAGAAAACAACUUUACCUCAGUAAAACUAAAGAGAUAUGUAACGAAAACCACAGCGAUAGCAAACAAACUCACACUUACACAUUGAUGUAUUGAAGGAAUAAUGGAAAGAAAACAAUGGAAACAAAUUUUGGUUUCAUCUAAGCGUAAAUGCGUAACUUACUAAAAGAAAAACUGACACACUCACGCAAAACACACACAUACACACCCACAAGCAAGCAUAAGCAAAAACAAAAUACAUACUCACGCUCACGCAGUAGGCGACGGUGCCUACUCGGAUGUGACAUUUUCGUUCUGCAAGCAAAGCUGCAAAAUGAGAAAAAUAAGAAUCCGCAAUUACAAGUCUGUGAUUUUAUGUCAUUAACUAUUGCGAAUAUUUAGGAGCCAACAACAGACCCCCCAAAAACAUUCACACACACACACACACACUCACACGUACACCACUUUUGCGCGAAGAGACAACAAACCAGAGCCACUGAUGUUCAUUUUCUAUUGUUUUUCUGUUUUUCGUUCCAAAUAUUCCGCGUCAUGACCGGAGCGAUAUUAUCGUCGAUUGUUUUAGCGUUUUUUAGUGAAGCCGUUAUCGUAUUGUUAUGUUAUGGAUGAUUAAGGCAGACCGUAUCUUUUGUUUUUAAAGUUAGUUUCCGUUUUUAAUCGCCGAUAAGCGCUAAGUUUCGAACGGGCAAAUUAAGUUAAAAGUUUUUAUUGAGAAAAGAUUGUCUAAAAACUGAAAUCUAUAGUAUAUACACAAGAAAAUAUUUAAGCAAAGGUAUAGUAGCAAAAAACUGAAUGUGAUUGUUUUCUAUAUAUUCAACAGAUUUAAACUAUUUAUACUUAUACAACAAAGACAGAUGCAAUAGCGUUUUACAAUAGACUUUUACAGCCGUAAAUGAAUCAGGUUUUUAGUUAAUUUUUUUACUCUAUAUUUAUAAUAAAACAAGUUUUAAACAACAAUCAAAUAGUCGGGCGUUCGUCGAGUGGGCGGCGCCAGUUUGAAAAAGGUUUUCAAUUUUCCGAGCCCAACCCGGGUUGGGUGCAGCGAACUAAACAAAAACAAAAAAACAAAACAACCCACAACAACCACAUACAACGAAGCGCGCAAGCGGAAGAAAAAUAGUUUAUUGUUUCGUCUAAGGCAUUACUUUUGAAUACAUGUAGAAAACCGUGCGACAGAUGCAGACGGCAGCACACAAACACACUCAAACGACCGAAACAAUUUUAUAGACGUUUUCCUUCCUAGCAAACAAAGUAAACCCAUUUUAAAUAAUAAAGAAAAACAAUUUCACUGUGCCAAAUUAAAUGUACCUCAGUAAUAAACAAGAGAUAAAUAGUGUGUAGAGCAAAACUCACUACACUGUCACACAAUAAACACACACACUGCUACACAUACUGUCACACUAACACAUUCACAUACUCUCACACACACACACACACAUAAACACACGAAACUAAAGUUCAUCGGUUUGUUACUUAAAAUUAAAAAAAAAAGUAUAAAUGUCUACCAGAGCAAAAAAUGCAACUAUUCGAGCGAUGUAAACAUUCUAACUUGUCCUAAAUUUCACUUAAUUUGUGGUAAACCGUAAACGAAAACCAUGAAAAAAAUCAAUACAAAAAAUUCUCGGUGUGGUGAAACAAAACAAAAACUAAGCAUUUUAUCCAAUCUAGAUUCGUGAUCAUUCGUGGAAAAAAAAGUUGAAGAAAAAUUUAAGCAAAAACAAAAUAAGAAAAAAAAAACAAGUAUAUUUGGUGUCGUUUUUCUAACAAACAAAAACAAAAACAAACACACAACCGCAAACUCUACUCUACUCGACUGCUGCAUGACUCGCAAAAAAAAACAGCAGCACCCAGCAGCAAAGUGAUUGUGAGACAAGUAUAAAAACAAGAAAACCGAAUAAUAUCCAGUGAAUGUGUGUGUAAUUACAUGAAGCCACAAAAAAAAAAAACAUUUACAAAUAAGGUGUCGUUUGUAUUUAAGGAAACUGACAGCUAAAGAAGAAAUAGUUUUUUUUUUGUUUUCCAUUCUAGCAAUUGAAUUGCGGAACGCAUUGUGUUCAAUUUAGUUUUCAACAAGAACAGUAUUUUUGGGGUUUCCAUUGUUUAGUCGGUAGAAAAUUGGUUUCCGGAAACACGCACAAUUUAUAACGGUACAUACAUUCGGAGAUUGGUUUCCGUUGCGACAGUUUGUAGGCAAAGGGCAUUUCCGUUUACAGUGAAGAUUAGAUCAUCAAGGACUAUUGAAUUAGUGUGAACAUUUAUGAAUGGCUAUCGAAAAAGGAAGGCAAUCGAUGCUUACUCAUGUUUAUACCACGUUCGUACUGCGGAGUUCUAACAUGUUACAAGGCUAUCUUGAUGACAGAUUUCUCGUUGAUAAUUAUUAUAACACCCUUUGCAACAUGUUAUUACUCUGUAAUCUGCACAAGGCAUAAAGACCGGAAAGUUUUCGUGUUUUUUUUCAGUUACCGUGGGGACGUCAUUUGUGAUUAGCACCGGUCCCUUGUCUCAUUAUUUAUGAACGGUCCUCAAGGGGUAUUCAACUCUGCACACCUUAAUCACGGUAGUGCCGAAAGCUGUGCCAAGCGUUGUGCCGAUCAUUCCGAAGUAGGUCAAAGUGUAUCAAUCAAGGUGUCAAUAUUCUAUGAUUUUGGCAACCCUGAAGUUAGACUUUUGUGAUUGUGUUUACAUUUUCAAUUUAUCUAAUUCAAAACCAUGGUUUAUAUUAAAUAUUAAGCUUGAUUCACAAUAUAAUGAGAGCGGAUUGGGCAGAGGAAGAGGAACUGGAAGCAAUACAACCUAUACGACCCGUCCACAAGAAAUGGACGGUGGACGAAAUUUUCACCAGCUGCCAGUACAAUGCUCCCCGACAAAAUCCAACCCAGAACUCGAACGGACGAAAGUUCACUCCCACCCUAGAAACAACAUCGUCGAAACAGUUCUGAUCGACUCAGAACUACGCAACCUCGAAGACAUCACCCAAGCCUAUCGUAUCGCAGAUUGUGAUGUCUCCUACCAUCACCCAAUUACACGCGUUCAAGCAUAUCAAGUUCGCAGAUGUGGAGGGCACAAGGUACCACCAAUCAAAACCAAUGGCCAAUGUACCAUUAGUGAAAACCAUCUAAUGUCCCCCCCACUUCAUCUGUCAUACAUCGGAAAAGGUGCACGAUCUAUAUAAACUUCGCAUCUGCAGUUCAACUGUACCCUGUGGUUCUUGUUGUUCAUCUGUAGGCCCAUGGGAUCUUCCCGAACAGCAAAUUACUUUGUGCCGUCAUGCGUCAUGCACUUUCAAGAUUGAGCAAGGCCUUAAAUUUGGUUGAUUGGCAGGCCACUCAUCGCACCGGAUCCUUUUGAGACAAACUAGUGCAACAGAAGAGUGCAGAUUGUCUCGUUGAUGAUGGGGUGUACUCACGGAAUAGAAUGUAAUUGCAUUUUUAAUUGCAUUGAUCUGUUCCUAUAAAUCCAAUACUGUUUCGCUAAGGCAACCGUCCAGACCUGAUGGAAUAUUUGGGAUUAAUACGUAACGACAUCCCCCAAUACGUACUGGGACUUGUAUGGACAUUCCUAUAAAGUCCUGUGGAUUUCCCAUCGCAGUCCAUACCAAUUGAAACCAAUGACUGGCAAGGAUACCUAAGGAAAAACGUAGGAGAAAACGAUUAAAUUUUCAUCCCGGAAGACCGGGAUUCAAACCUGGCCAAAAUACAAAACCCAACCCAAUCUUUCAAUGGUUAAGUCCUUUUUGUUAAGCCGUUAUGCUUGUCAUCAGAAAUGGUAGGCCCUUUGCUAAGUUUUACAACGUCAAAUUCAGAAUAAAUCAUCGACCCUGUCUCAAGAAGUAAGGCCUAACUUUGGUUAGAAAAAUUUCAAUCAUCGGUCCAUCUGUUGUUUCAAAGGAACUUCUGCGAAGUUUCGAAGGAUCUUCUGCGAAGUUUCGAAGG